Molecule: messenger RNA, 978 nt
Organism: Spirodela intermedia
Lineage: Eukaryota; Viridiplantae; Streptophyta; Magnoliopsida; Alismatales; Araceae
Source: the annotation of a GenBank genome assembly
AUGGACGUGAAGGGGAAGCUGCGACUGGCACUGGGGUCGCUCAAAGACCAGGCGGCGAUCGGCAAAGCCGUCAUCUCCGGGCAGAACGGCGUCGCCGGCGACAUGGACGUGGCGAUCCUCCGCUGCACCGACCGGGCCGACGCCCCCGUCGACGACAAGUACGUCCACGAGCUCCUCUUCCUCGCUGGCAACUCCCCCGGCGCCGUUGUCGUCCUCGCCGGCAAGAUCUCCCGCCGGCUAGAGGCGACCCGGGACGGCGUGGUGGCCCUGAAGACGCUGGUUCUCCUCCACCGCCUCCUCCGUGGCGGCGACCGCGGCUUCGAGUUAGGCCUCUGCGACGCCCACGCGGCGGGGGACCUCCCGCUGGACCUGCGGUGGUUCCCGGCGGCGUCCUUCCUCCGCCGCUACGCCGCCUUCUUGGAGGAGAGGAUGGGGUGGGGGAUCAACGCCGCGGGCAGUUUGGAGCCUGUCCGGCCGGCGGUACCCCCGUCCUCCGGCGAGGCCGUCCUCCUCCUCCGGCGGCUCUCCCGGUGCCAGACGCUGCUCGAUAGGGUCGUCGACUGCGCGCCGGCGAGUAACUACGUCACCGGGCCGGACCGGCUGACGCGGUCGGCUCUGAGCAUCGUCCUGCGGGAGAGUUUCCGGGUCUACGCGAGCUUCAGCGAGGACUUCCACGCCGUGAGGAUCUCCUCGGAUUCCGGCGGCGGCGGGUUGAGAGGGGCCUCAGCUCGGAGAAUCGCGGAGAAGGCGGCCACCCAGACACCGAAGCUCAGAGAUUUCUACGACGAAUGUAAGAGGAUCAUAGCCGGGAAGAACCUGGACUACCCGUACGUCAGGAUCAUUACAGCCGGCGACCUCCCCGCCGCCUCGCUCGGUGGCGGCUCGCGUCGCCCCGCGGCGCCGCCUGCCCCGUCGCCGCUCCUCUUGCGGCGGCUGGAGACUAAGAUCAGCACGGAAUGGGUGGCCUUCGACGACUAG